AGCGGUGGCGGUGGCGGCGGAGGCUUUGGCAGCUCGGGACUGAGUGCAAGUAACAGAAUCAGCAUGAUUCUUCAGAGGCUCUUCAGGUUCUCCUCUAUCAUUCGGUCAGCAGUCUCAGUCCAUUUUCGGAGGAACAUUGGUGUUACCGCAGUAGCAUUUAAUAAGGAACUUGAUCCUGUACAGAAACUCUUUGUGGACAAGAUUAGAGAAUACAAAUCUAAGCGACAGACAUCUGGAGGACCUGUUGAUACUGGUCCAGAGUGUCAGCAAGAGCUGGAGAAGGAGCUUUUUAAGCUCAAGCAAAUGUUUGGUAAAGCAGACAUGAAUACAUUUCCCACCUUCAAAUUUGAAGAUCCCAAAUUUGAAGUCAUCGAAAAACCCCAGACCUGAAGAAAUAAAGUAAAAUUAAUCUGGUAAUUUGUCAUGGGUUAGCUGUACAACUAGUUAGGUGUUUCAGAAUAAACAUGCAUUUCAUAACUG
Molecule: messenger RNA, 480 nt
Organism: Mandrillus leucophaeus (drill)
Lineage: Eukaryota; Metazoa; Chordata; Mammalia; Primates; Cercopithecidae
Product: ATP synthase-coupling factor 6, mitochondrial-like
Exons: 1
Coding region: 64-390 (108 amino acids)
Biological process (GO): proton motive force-driven ATP synthesis
Molecular function (GO): proton transmembrane transporter activity
Source: RefSeq, a predicted model, not a curated record